Microdochium trichocladiopsis is the source of this 590-nucleotide messenger RNA. RefSeq lists its product as uncharacterized. The record is from RefSeq and is a predicted model, not a curated record. The transcript has a single exon. NCBI's taxonomy places the organism in Eukaryota, Fungi, Ascomycota, Sordariomycetes, Xylariales, Microdochiaceae. Bases 1 to 405 code for a protein of 134 amino acids.
AUGAAGCUCAGCGUCGCCGCCUCUGUCGUCCUGAUGGGCGCUGCUCCCCUUGUCCAGGCAUUUCCUGCCUCUGCCGACAGGCGCGAUAUGGCUCUCUCCGACAGCGAGGUUAUCUCCCGCGACACAAGCUGGCUGGACUCAAGAGGGGCGGCACUCGGCAGCACCGACCUGAACAAGGUCGUUUCCAAGCUGCUUGGCAUCCUUCAACUAGUUCCCAACCCGCCUCCCCCUGACGACGACGAUGAGGAGCCCUCUAAGCGUGUCUCUCAGCAUUCAAAGAGACUCCUGGACAUAGAUCUAGACUCCCUUGCAAACAAGGCCACCGUUGCAGCCGGACUCACAGCGCCGCCACCAGGCCCUGACUCGCCUUCUCGACGCGGGGAGGGCAACGACCUUGCAGCCUGAGCUCGUCUACGGAGAACGUCUCUCACGAGAUAGAGUGUGAACAUACGCAUCAUACGGCUUGACAUUCAUGGAGGGAAGUACAGAAUGGAAAGUCAAAGCAGCAUCUGGUCAGCAGCGUGGGCCGGGCAGUUCACAAAGUGUUAUCGAUGACAAGGAUAAGGGAUACGGAGGGCCAGGGACAUAGG